AUGGGUUUGUUAACAUUAAAAGGAGCAGCUUUAUUUCGAGCAUCUACAUUAUUAGCUGCUGUUGGUUUCUUACUGUUCGGUUAUGAUCAGGGUGUCAUGUCCGGUGUUGUAGCAAAUGAAUUAUUUGUAAAUACAAUGGGUAAUCCUAAUUCAGGUCUAAUGGGUGCAAUUGUUGCCCUUUAUGAAAUUGGUUGUAUGGCAGGUGCUUUAUCAACAGGUCGUGUGGGUGAUUGGUUAGGUCGUCGUAAAACAAUUCGUGUUGGUUGCGUUAUUCUUUGCAUAGGUGCAAUCCUUCAAACAGCAGCAGUAAAUUCUGGUAUGAUGAUCGUGGCUCGUAUCAUUACAGGUAUUGGUAAUGGUAUGAAUACGGCAACAAUUCCUGUCUAUCAGGCUGAACUCUCUCCUCCUAAAUCUCGUGGUGCGCAUGUUGCGUUUGAAGCCUCUUUAUUAACUGUGGGUGUUGGUAUUGCCUACUGGCUUGAAUACGGUCUUUAUUUUGUAAAAGGUGACUUCGCUUGGCGUUUCCCUUUAGCCUUUCAAAUGGUAUUUGCUAUUGUCUUGGGUACUGCUUCAUUUAUUUUACCUGAAUCUCCUCGUUGGUUACAGGCUCAUGGUCAUGAAGAAGAAUGUAAAGUGAUCUUGGCUCGUCUUUGGUCUGAUUGUGAUACCAGUCAUCCUCGUUGUAUCGCUGAAUGGGAAGAGAUUCGUGAUGGUAUCGAAUUAGAACGUCGUGAGGGCGUCUCUAGUUAUAAAGAACUCUUUAAGAAGGGUAAGAUGAAUAACCGUUACAGAGUCUUUCUGGGCAUGGGUGGUCAAUUGAUUCAGCAAUUUGGUGGUAUUAAUGUGAUCAGUUACUAUUUGACGGAUGUCUUUAAACAAGCUGGUAUGACAACAGAACGUGCCAUGUUGAUGGCAGGUGUCGAUUCUAUUGUUUACUUUAUUGGUGCUGUCACUGCUGUCUUUACAGUCGAACGACUCGGUCGUCGUUGGUUGAUGUAUGCUGGUUUAAUUGGCCAAGCGAUUACUCUUUUGAUUGUAGGUGGUUGUCAAUAUCUGGUAGAAUCAAAUGGGAACCCACAGGCCUCGAGUGCUGUCAUUGCAUUUGUAAUGCUCUAUAACUUUGUCUUUGGUGCUGCAUGGUUAGGUCUUGCUUGGCUUUAUCCAUCUGAAAUUUUCUCAACAGGUCUUCGUGCGAAAGGCAAUUCAAUGUCCACAGCUGCCAACUGGCUUGGCAACUUUGUUGUGGCAGAAAUUGCUCCCGUUCUAUUUGAAUAUGCAAAAUAUUGGACCUUCUUAAUGUUUGGUAUCCUGAAUGUCAUCUUUUUAAUUCCAAUCUAUCUUUGGUAUCCUGAGACAAAGGGUAAAUCUUUAGAAGAGAUUGAAGUUUUAUUUGCUACAGAAGAAGUUCAAGAGGAUGCGAAAUCGAUUGCUUCCCAUAUUGGUUCCACUUCCAUGUAUGACGAGAAACAACAAGGUACUCCAUCUCAGCUUGAAUAUGGUUCACAUCAACGUCCAACUUCUCGUCGAUUCCCUAGUAACUUCUCUGGCCGUUUGAGUGGUAUUAUGCCUGUUCAUGAUAAACCUGCUACAAAUACAGCCGCAGCUGAAAUCAAACAUGAUUAUAUUAAAGAAGAUGAGAAAGGUCCUAAUUAUAUGUAA
Cokeromyces recurvatus is the source of this 1659-nucleotide messenger RNA. RefSeq names its product general substrate transporter. Gene Ontology annotation, cellular component: membrane. The record is from RefSeq and is a predicted model, not a curated record. Lineage: Eukaryota; Fungi; Mucoromycota; Mucoromycetes; Mucorales; Mucoraceae. Gene Ontology annotation, biological process: carbohydrate transport; transmembrane transport. The transcript has 2 exons. Gene Ontology annotation, molecular function: carbohydrate:proton symporter activity. The coding region runs from base 1 to 1659 and encodes 552 amino acids.